AUGAACAACCUGUUCUCGAGUUCGUGGAAGCGCGCGGGCGCGGGGGGCGACGGCGGGGACCUGGAGUCGGGCGGCGGCGGCGGGGUGGAGAUGACGGCGCCGCCGGGCGCCGCGGCGGGGGCGAGCCUGGACCGCUUCUUCGAGGACGUGGAGUCGAUCAAGGACGACCUGCGGGAGCUGGAGCGGAUCCAGCGCUCCCUCCACGACGGCAACGAGUCGGGCAAGUCGCUCCACGACGCCUCCGCCGUGCGCGCGCUCCGCUCCCGCAUGGACGCCGACGUCGCCGCCGCCAUCAAGAAGGCCAAGGUCGUCAAGCUCCGCCUCGAGUCGCUCGACCGGGCCAACGCCGCCAACCGCUCCGUGGCCGGCUGCGGGCCGGGCUCCUCCACGGACCGCACCCGCACCUCCGUCGUCGCCGGCCUGCGCAAGAAGCUGCGGGACGCCAUGGAGUCCUUCUCCUCCCUCCGCUCCCGCAUCACCUCCGAGUACCGGGACACCGUGGCGCGGCGCUACUUCACCGUGACGGGGGCCCAGCCCGACGAGGCGACGCUGGACACGCUGGCGGAGACGGGCGAGGGGGAGCGGUUCCUGCAGCGGGCCAUCGCGGAGCAGCAGGGCCGCGGGGAGGUGCUGGGCGUGGUGGCGGAGAUCCAGGAGCGGCACGGCGCCGUGGCGGACCUGGAGCGGAGCCUGCUGGAGCUGCAGCAGGUGUUCAACGACAUGGCCGUCCUGGUGGCGGCGCAGGGGGAGCAGCUGGACGACAUCGAGGGCCACGUCGGGCGGGCGCGGUCGUUCGUCGACCGCGGGCGCGAGCAGCUCCAGGUCGCCCGCAAGCACCAGAAGAGCUCCCGCAAGUGGACGUGCAUCGGCAUCGGCAUCCUGCUCGUCGUCAUCCUCAUCAUCGUCAUCCCCAUCGUGCUCAAGAACACCAACAAGAGCAACAACAACAACAACCAGCAGUAUUGA
Messenger RNA from Triticum turgidum subsp. durum (durum wheat), 966 nucleotides. The record is from the annotation of a GenBank genome assembly. NCBI's taxonomy places the organism in Eukaryota, Viridiplantae, Streptophyta, Magnoliopsida, Poales, Poaceae.